Saccharomycodes ludwigii is the source of this 906-nucleotide messenger RNA. It is a transcript of the gene PHB2, whose product is annotated as prohibitin subunit PHB2. The transcript has a single exon. The record is from RefSeq and is a predicted model, not a curated record. Gene Ontology annotation, biological process: mitochondrion organization. Gene Ontology annotation, cellular component: mitochondrion; membrane. Lineage: Eukaryota; Fungi; Ascomycota; Saccharomycetes; Saccharomycodales; Saccharomycodaceae. The coding region runs from base 1 to 906 and encodes 301 amino acids.
AUGAACAGCGAUUUCCAAAAAUUCACAAGACAGCUACAAAAACAAAUGCAACAAACAGGUGGUCGCCGUGGUGGCGUUCCACCAAUGCCUAAGAAUGGUAUUGGUGCUAUUUUUGGUCUAGUAACCUUAGUUGGUGGUGCUUUAUUAGUUAAUUCCAGUUUAUUCAAUGUUGAUGGUGGUCACAGAGCAAUUAUGUAUUCUAGAAUACAUGGUAUUGAGCCAAAAAUUUAUCCAGAAGGCACUCAUUUUGCCAUUCCAUGGUUAGAAACACCUAUCAUUUAUGAUGUUCGUGCAAAACCACGUAAUGUUGCCUCUUUAACUGGUACUAAAGAUUUACAAAUGGUUAAUAUUACUUGCAGAGUUUUGAGUAGACCAGAGCUUACCAUAUUACCACAAAUUUACCGUACUCUAGGCACUGAUUAUGAUGAGAGAGUUUUACCUUCUAUUGUUAACGAAGUUUUAAAAUCUGUUGUUGCCCAAUUUAAUGCUUCCCAAUUAAUUACACAAAGAGAAAGUGUUUCAAGAUUAAUUCGUGAAAAUUUAUUGCGUCGUGCUUCUAAAUUUGGUAUUAAAUUAGAUGAUGUUUCUAUUACCUAUAUGACAUUUUCUCCGGAAUUUACACAGGCUGUAGAAGCCAAACAAAUUGCUCAACAAGAUGCUCAAAGAGCUGCUUUUGUUGUUGAUAAAGCCAAACAAGAAAAACAAGGAUUAGUGGUUAGAGCCCAAGGUGAAGCCAAAUCUGCAGAAUUAAUCGGGGAGGCUAUUAAGAAAAGUAGAGAUUAUGUGGAGUUGAAGAGAUUGGACACUGCCAAAGACAUUGCUAACAUAUUGGCUAAGAGUCCAAAUAGAGUUGUUUUGGAUAAUGAAGCUUUGUUAUUGAACACAAUUGUCGAUUCUAGAAAAUAA